GAUAAAGAUGCAGAUCACACUUAGGAGAAAAAUCCAUAAUAAUUCAUCCCUAUCACAUUCCAUUAUUCUCUCCACUGGCCAUACAGUAGUUCUUCUGUUCUUCACUUCCUCCACAUUUUCCAGUUCUUAACGUUUUCUCUUUACCAUCAUUUCACCACACAACAUAACGAUUCCUCGACAUAUAUAUAAACACGAUCUGCAUCUUAAAUCAAGUGCUUUGUGCGAGCUAGGAGCGAAUAUGUCAUCUGAACUUUUUGGUAAGUUGGAGACUGAAGUUGAAAUCAACGCUCCAGCUGCCAAGUACCACGAACUCUUCACGCGCCGGCCACACCACCUUUCCAGUAUCAGACCUGAUAGAAUUCAGAGCUGUGAGUUACUUGAAGGUCAAUGGGGACGUCAGGGUUCAGUCAUCUACUGGAAUUAUUGCUAUGACGGGAAAACUACGGUGGCUACUGAUUUGAUUGAAGCGGUAGACGACGAAAAGAAUUCUGUGACCUUCAAAGUGAUUGAUGGACCUCUUCUGGAGCACUACAAGAGCUUCAGGCUCAUUGUGGAAGCCACUCCGAAAGGUGACGGGAACAGCUUGGUUCAUUUGGCUGUAGAAUAUGAAAAGCUUCAUGACCAAGUUUCAGACCCGCAUAGCUUGCUCCAGUUUGUAGCUGAUCUCUCCAAAGAUAUGGGUGCUCACCUCAGUACCCAACCCUAAAUAAGCUCUUGCAUGCAUUUAGCCAAUAGCCAUUUCCAGAAUGAAAUAAGGAUUUUGUGUCCUGCUGUACUUACUAUUUAUGUAUGAUUCUGUGAGCUACGUAAUAACAGUAAGACUUGGAGUAAGCUAGCUAGUCAUGUCCUUCGAAUUCUCUGUUUCUCAUCACAGUUCACUCACUACUGAGUAUCUUAAUUCAUCUUUGGAUCUUUGGAACUGGUGUUCCUUUUUUUAAAUCUACA
Messenger RNA from Fragaria vesca subsp. vesca, 945 nucleotides. Its product is annotated as MLP-like protein 43-like. The transcript has 2 exons. Lineage: Eukaryota; Viridiplantae; Streptophyta; Magnoliopsida; Rosales; Rosaceae. The record is from RefSeq and is a predicted model, not a curated record. Gene Ontology annotation, biological process: defense response. The coding region runs from base 239 to 706 and encodes 155 amino acids.